Messenger RNA from Komagataella phaffii GS115, 504 nucleotides. Its product is annotated as Protein involved in bud-site selection. Gene Ontology annotation, cellular component: nucleus. The transcript has a single exon. Lineage: Eukaryota; Fungi; Ascomycota; Pichiomycetes; Pichiales; Pichiaceae. Gene Ontology annotation, molecular function: nucleic acid binding; zinc ion binding. Bases 1 to 504 code for a protein of 167 amino acids. The record is from RefSeq and is a predicted model, not a curated record.
AUGGGAAGAUACAGUGUAAGGAGAUACAAGACCAAGCGAAGAACCAGAGAUUUGGACCUUAUCUAUGGUGAUCUAUCGACACCAGAGUCUAUUCAGAGCUUAAAGCAUCAACCUAUGGAUGAAUACAAAGCGGGAUUGGGUCAAUACUACUGUGUUCAUUGUGCCAAAUAUUUUCAGGACAAUAAGGCACUUGCCUCACAUUUGAAGUCUAAGAUCCAUAAAAGAAGGGUCAAAGACCUUAGUGUAAGACCAUAUGAUAACUUAGAGAGUGAAGCAGCAGCAGGAACCAACUUACUCAAGUUUAUGGAACGAGUAGAACAUUAUAAGCAAUCUGAACCUUCCAGAAAGCAAAUGGAAGAUGCUGUGUUAGCCACUCAUUUGGCAGAAAACGAAGAGAAGGACAAAAUACUUGCAGCUCAACUUCAAGCGCCACAGGAGGAGGCCGCUCAAACGGUGAAAGAGAAUCUGGAUGCCCCUGUAAAGGAAGUUAAGAUGGCAGACUGA